CUAGCGAGAGGAGAUUGAGACGAGGGGCAGAUGGGGCGAGUGUAUAAGCCGGCAAAGAGAUAUUUGCGUGAACGGCGUGGUUCAUCCUCUCCUCUCUCACUCAGUCUCUACUCUAGCCAUACUCGCCUGUUAGUUAAAAUAAAAAUCCAUCAACAUGGCUCCGAAGAAGGACGCAAAGUCUGCGUCUAAAGCCCCUGCAAAGGCACCCAAGAAGAAAGAGGGAGGAGGAGGUGGAAAGGCUAAAAAGAAGAAGUGGUCCAAGGGAAAAGUUCGUGACAAGCUUAACAACUUGGUUCUCUUCGACAAGGCCACUUAUGACAAACUGUUGAAAGAAGUCCCCAGUUAUAAAUUAAUCACUCCAUCGGUAGUUUCAGAAAGAUUAAAAGUUAGAGGUAGUUUGGCGAGGAAAGCAUUAGAUGAACUUCUUCAGAAAGGAAUGAUUCGCCGCGUCACUAAACACCGUUCCCAACAAAUCUACACGAGGACGACGAAGGCAGAAGAAGCUGCGGAGGCAGCGGAAGCCGCAGCUGCUGCCAGUGGCAAGGAUAAGGAGAAGAAGUGAUUUGGAUUUCUUACAGUUUUGUUUUUAAGUAAGAAAGUUUAAUAAAAUGUGAACUUUUCCACCAAAAACAAGA
Molecule: messenger RNA, 635 nt
Organism: Folsomia candida
Lineage: Eukaryota; Metazoa; Arthropoda; Collembola; Entomobryomorpha; Isotomidae
Gene: RpS25
Product: 40S ribosomal protein S25
Exons: 4
Coding region: 155-562 (135 amino acids)
Cellular component (GO): cytosolic small ribosomal subunit
Molecular function (GO): structural constituent of ribosome
Source: RefSeq, a predicted model, not a curated record